Messenger RNA from Olea europaea var. sylvestris, 1443 nucleotides. RefSeq lists its product as uncharacterized. Lineage: Eukaryota; Viridiplantae; Streptophyta; Magnoliopsida; Lamiales; Oleaceae. The record is from RefSeq and is a predicted model, not a curated record. Bases 1 to 1443 code for a protein of 480 amino acids. The transcript has 3 exons.
AUGAUAUUGAUUUCAAUUAUCACCCUAAAUGUGGCCCCCCUAAAGAUCACCCAUUUAGCUUUUGCGGGUGAUUUGAUGCUCUUUACUAGGGGAGAUGUCAUGUCGGUGAAAAUUCUUUUGGAUUGCCUCUCAAAAUUUGGUUUGGUAUCGGGUUUAAGGUUAAACAUCCUCAAAUCCAGUUUGUAUACGGCGGGGAUUCAUGGACAACUACUUGAGGAUAUCUUGGAACUCACCAAUGUCCCGAGGGGUAGUAUGCCAUUUCGGUAUUUGGGCAUCCCACUUGCUUCGGGAAAACUGAAAAUAAGUUGUUAUGCUUCAUUUCUUGACAAAAUUACAACUUAUAUUGGUGCAUGGAAUUGCUUUUCAUUAUCUUAUGUGAGAAAAGUGGAACUUAUAAGGGCGGUUCUUCAAGGAGUUAAAUGUUUUUGGCUUUUUAUCUUCCCUAUCCUGGCUACAAUUAUAUUAAGAAUUGUUAGCCAUUGUCAAAAAUUUCUUUGGGGAUCUAAAAAGCCUUUGGUUGCAUGGAAGGAUCUUUGCCUUCCAAAAGAGAAAGGGGGCCUUGACUUGAAGGAUUUGAAGAGUUGGAAUUUAGCACUACUUGCUAAAUCCCUUUGGAACAUACAACGUAAAAAGGACACACUUUCGAUUCGAUGGGUCCACCAAGUGUAUCGUAAAGGAGCUUGCAUUUGGGAGAUUAGUCCUAGAAAAGAACACUCUCCACUCUUUAAAAAACUGCUGGAUAUCAUAAAUUUACUGCUUCAAAGAAUUUUGAAUCUGUCGACUGCUCAAAACAGGGAUCUGAAUAUGGGAGAAAACAUAGGCCGUGGACAGGAAAAUCUGGAUAGUUCUAUGGGCUUGCAAACCGCCCAAACCGGGGGCCAAAAUCUGGGAUUCUUGGACAGUUUUUUCAUUGGAGAAAUGGGCGCAAAAUUCAGCACGAAAAUGGCAUAUAGGCUGAGGGGUACAAAAAAGUUUUGGGCGGCCGACGUUUGGAAAGCUUACAUCACUUUGAAACACUCUUUUUUGCUUUGGUUAGGGGCCCAAUCAAAGCUCCUAGCUAAAUACAAAUUGCUUUUCUUGGAUAUUGACCGCAUGUGUGAAUUUUGUGGGCAUAAAGAGGAAAUGGUUCAUCGCUUAUUUUUUGAAUGUUCUUCACUUCGACAUUAUGGAGAAAUAUUACUAUGGCUUGGAAUCAGAAAAUCUAUGUCUACACUUGCUAGUGCUCUCAAGUGGUUAAAAAAGGAGACCCGUGUGACUUCAUGGCUUAGUAUGGCUAAGCGGAUUGCACUUGCAAGUACCGUCUACUACAUUUGGCUUACAUGCAAUAGAAAGAUUUUUGAAGACCUGUCACCUAAUUUAGAUUGUGUUGUGAGACGGAUCAAGACACACGCGGGAAGGGUCAUUGGGGUGUUUCUUUUUGGAGUGAUUCUUCAAGCUAGGUGA